AUGGCCUCGAAUCGUACCCGCCGUAUAGCCAAAGAGAUUGCGGAUAUUCAUAAUGAUCCCCAUUCGCAAGUGACUGCAGAGCCCAUGGGCGCUGACGAUGAUCUCACGCAUCUGCGGGGCUCGUUUCGUGGUCCACCUGGAACACCAUACGAAGAUGGCACAUUCUUUGUCGAUAUCAGGAUCCCGACUGAAUACCCUUUCCGACCCCCUCUUAUGAAAUUCGAGACCAAGGUCUGGCACCCCAACGUCAGCAGUCAAACAGGCGCCAUCUGUCUUGAUACACUCUCGUCAGCCUGGUCCCCGGUGCUCACGAUCAAAUCCGCCCUGCUCUCCCUCCAGUCACUCCUCAGCACACCCGAACCAAAAGAUCCCCAAGAUGCAGAAGUAGCCAAUAUGCUUCUACGUAAGCCGAAAGAAUUCGAGCGGGUGGCAAGGGAAUGGGCUAUAACUUAUGCCGGUGCCCCCAAGAAACAUCUUGCGGAGGGCAGCGGCGGUGCGACUGAUGCUUCUAUACGGGAGCAGGAGCGCAAAGCAAAGGAGGAUGAGGAACGGGAUGCAUUGGCUGCUUAUGAUGGAUAUAACAAAGACCUCGUCGACCGCUUCUGUGGUAUGGGAUUCGAUAUUGACCGUGUGGUAGCCGGCUUUAAACACGUUGGCAUCGACCGGAAUAAUGGCGCCGACUAUGAACUUGAGGGAGAGGCUGUUGGGGAUGUCACUGCAUAUCUGCUAGGCGAAGACUGA
Molecule: messenger RNA, 741 nt
Organism: Talaromyces marneffei
Lineage: Eukaryota; Fungi; Ascomycota; Eurotiomycetes; Eurotiales; Trichocomaceae
Exons: 4
Coding region: 1-741 (246 amino acids)
Molecular function (GO): protein binding
Source: RefSeq, a predicted model, not a curated record